UCCACACCUCUGCAGCGCCAGACCAGCGUGGGCGCAUGGAGGCUGUUUAAAAAGGCUGUUUAAAAGCUAAUGGAGUUUUCCAAAGGGAUCAGAGUGAAGGUAGAGGGCGCAGGCUCGAUACUUAAUUCAUUAAUAAGCUGUUGCUCGACAGCGGUGCGAAGGCGGCUCUAACUUUUCAUGGGAUUUGAAUUGAGGUUCGAAGCGCGAGAUGUUUCUUCUACUGAUGAUUUUCGUCUUGAUCCAUUCCCCCGUUGCUAAUUGUCACAGCAGUGAGUCUGACAGUGAUGAGGGAAGCAUGAAUUCUGAUCACUCUAGCAGUGAGUCUGACAGCGAUGAGAGGGGCAAUCACUUUCGGCCCAUUCCACUUCCUCCCUGGCCUUCCUUCCCUUAUUGGCCUCUGUUUCCUGGUCUGUGGCCAAAGCCGCCACCCGCUCCCGUGCCACCUCCUCCUCCUCCUCCUCCACCCCCACCCCCAACACCGAAGACAAACCCAACCACGACCACAACAACGCAGACCCCCAAGACCACUGGUGUUCCCACCACAGAGACUCCACGAGGGGACAAUGGUUAAAAUUCACUCCUGGGAUAUAUAAACAUAUCAUAUUCAUGCUUUGUAUGUUUGUUUUUUGCAUUUUCAUAUGAUUUUGAUACAUUGUGAUUUCAAUGCCCUGCAUGUUUCAAUCAGAUUUUAUUGACUUAUACAGACAUACAAAUUAACCUGUUGGCAUAUUUUUACAUUUCAGUAUUUCCUCAGUAACUUCUCCACGUUCUUAUGUAUCACUCUGUUCACUGGUUUCAUGUUUAUCACUUUUCACAUUUUGUAAUCAGCACAAUAUCCUGUCGAAACAUCUUUCAUUUCAUAUCAUUCCUCAGUCCAUAUAAAAAUAGAAAGAAUGCAGUGAUAUUUUGUGAUUUGUAGGAUAUGCACACGAAGUAGAGACGUGUGUUUAGUCAGGGUGUAAUUAUGAGUUUUGCAGGAGGCUGGCGUUGGAGACCUGUGGGCGGAUGCUGACGACAUGCUGCUGUAAUAUGCAUUCAGUGGGCUCACACAUCAGCAUCCCUGGAUCAAGACAGAUUAAGAAAGGGAUGAGUGCUGAGCCUAUAAUACCCAAUUCUCAGCUUCAUCACUAAAGUCUGCCACACAGUGUUUUUCAUCAUGACUCAGCCUCUUGACCAAUAGUUUUAUUCACUGCACCAUCGACUCUUUGCCGCAUUUAUCCACCGAAACUUCUGCACCACAACAUUUGCAUUCUCACUGUCACCUGUUUCUUAAUAUACAACUCAAUCAUUUCAUGUCUUAUGUUUCUGUUUUUGCACAACUAAUCAUUAUGAAUGUAAUUCCAUUUCUAUGUUCUGUGUUUGUAACGUCAUUGCUACUGUAUCACAUGAAAGAAUGUAUAAAUAUACUGUGUAUUCCAAUAUAUUCCAUAUAAAUACUGCACUGCAAUG
Molecule: messenger RNA, 1449 nt
Organism: Hippoglossus stenolepis (Pacific halibut)
Lineage: Eukaryota; Metazoa; Chordata; Actinopteri; Pleuronectiformes; Pleuronectidae
Product: sulfated surface glycoprotein 185-like
Exons: 3
Coding region: 209-571 (120 amino acids)
Source: RefSeq, a predicted model, not a curated record